AUGGCCAUGACCGCGACGCGCAAUACAGGACCCAGCACGAACGCAAGCGCCAGCUCGAGCCGGUUCGCUCGGGCCGUCUCGACGCUUCUUUCACCAUUCUCCAACCCCCACUCGUCCUCACGCUCAGCCUCGCGCCCAUCGUCAUUGGCAGUUCCCAACACCGCAGCGACUGAGCGACCACGACGGGUCAGCGAGGCAACACUGGCCAAGGCGGGGAGUCGCAGUCGGACCAGCUGGCAUGCAUUCCGGAGCGUGGUGUCUCUCAACCACCUCAACGAGCACGACGACGAGCGGCGGGCAGCCGAGGCCCAAGCCGAACGCCAGCGGUUGACAUCGAGCAUGAACGAGGACCUGGCUCUGGCGCUCGCCGGGCCCUCUGGGCAGCGCCACAGCUCGUUUGGCAGUGCCAGCAGUUCCGGCGCACUGGACAUGCUGCCCGUCCCCGCGGGCAAGGACUCGCCCUCGUCCUCGUCCUCGAGUCGCAGUCUGCCUGCCGCGCUGCGAACCAAGCUCAAGCGCACGCGCAGCACCAACUCGCUGGCCGUCAGCACCACUGCGUCAAGGUCGACACCGGGCGGCGCACCGCCGCGCAUCGCCCUGGCAGACUUUGGCUUUGAGCGCGAUGGCCCGCCCACGCCGCCACCACUCCCCGCAGCGGAUGUACCCCGCAUCGAGCUGCAUCUCGUCGACACGGCACUGGAAGGGCUGGAUUUUGACAAGAAGAAGGACGAGACAAGGACCAACGGGCUGUGA
Apiotrichum porosum is the source of this 753-nucleotide messenger RNA. RefSeq lists its product as uncharacterized. The record is from RefSeq and is a predicted model, not a curated record. The coding region runs from base 1 to 753 and encodes 250 amino acids. Lineage: Eukaryota; Fungi; Basidiomycota; Tremellomycetes; Trichosporonales; Trichosporonaceae. The transcript has 3 exons.